Helobdella robusta is the source of this 2106-nucleotide messenger RNA. RefSeq lists its product as hypothetical. The transcript has 8 exons. The record is from RefSeq and is a predicted model, not a curated record. The coding region runs from base 1 to 2106 and encodes 701 amino acids. NCBI's taxonomy places the organism in Eukaryota, Metazoa, Annelida, Clitellata, Rhynchobdellida, Glossiphoniidae.
AUGGGGCAUAUCUUUUGCCAGGUGAUGCCCCACCUCGACCAGCACAGGUUGGUCCGGAGGCUGGCUCCCUUCAACAACGCGACAACCCUGCCCAACUUCGAUGUCACCGACGUCAGUCCGGAAGAAACCGUCGAUGCCUCCUGCUACUCUGGUCUCCUCCUAGCCCUGACGACAAACGCAGGCUUCCUCAACUUAACGACGAACAGCUUCAACAUGUUCGUGUGGUCGAAGGCUGGCAUGCGAAAUCCAGUCAGCUUCUUCUUUCUGGUCCUCGCAAUUAACCAGGGCAUCUACAGCCUGGCCUUCCUUCCAACUGUUGCCUUCCACAAGUGCCUCGGCAAGAAUUUCCUGACACUAGAGGGCUUUGAACCGGAACAGAACCGAAACCGAAAACCGGAAAAAACCGAUAUUUUAGCCGGAACGAAACUCGGAACUGAACCGAAAUUGUUUUUGCUUGCCGAACCGAAACCGAAAACCGGAACAAAAAAAAUAACGUUCCGGAACAACAUCAUUACUAACUUCAUCAUCACCACCAACAACAAUAACAUUAAAGGCGGCAUGAUGAACUUACUCUCAACAACGUUCCACUCCAACGUUUUCAUCUUGACGAACACUUGCUUGCUAACACUGGUUAUCUCCGUGUUUCAGUGCAUUUCGAUAUAUGAAGAUAAGAGUACCAUCUUCCCGUUUAUAUCGUACACUAGAUGUGGCAUGGCGUUUGGGGGCUGCCUCGUCCUGUCCAUCUCAGUAGACACCAAUCAGGUGGUCGGUGACUUACUGAACAAUGAAAGCAACAGAGGCAGCCUCUUUGUGAAAUACAUAGGCCAAAAUGCUCCAGAUGUAUAUGGGUAUUUGUUGUGGUACAUAUACGUGCGUAUCAUACCGAUGAGUGUGGUGUUGCUCAUCAACGCUGUGGCUUGUUACAGGGUUCUGAGGAAGUGCGGAGGGAAUGAUAAUGAGAGCCAAGAAACUAACGAGAGCUUCAGUAAUAUGGAAAGCAAAAAAAUUAAAAAUAGAUUUUCUUCUAAAACUUCAACGGCCACCUCUACCCCGGUCGGUGGCUUGCCUGUGAUAACCUUCCGAAAAAACAGCUUCCCCUUUGAAACUCCCCUGUCUGGUGUGCGCCCACCAAUCAGCCAAAAAUUAAGAUCAAAAAACAAUUCUCUUGACGGCUCGCACCGAUCGAUCUCUAAAAAGUUAAGAUCAACGACUGGAUCGCCUCCAUUACUCUUCAACAAACUUGCUUCAACAACUACCUCCCCUUCUGCAUCCUCCCUUCUUACCCCUACAAAUCUCGAAAUACCUAGUUCUGCCUUCCUUGCUGGAUCGGCUCUAUCAACUUCCAACAAAAAUGGAUCUCCCGGCACUUCCGCCCUAGUUGACUCAACCCUUUCAAUCCCUCAGAAAAGUGGUUUCAUCAGUAGUGACCUCCUAACUGGCUUGCUUACAAACUCCCUGACAUGUUGUGAGCCUUCCACAUCCAAGCUGCCAAGUUAUAGGAAGAAUAAAAAAAAAUGGCGACGACCAGCAGGCGGGGGUGGCCUCAACCAGGUGGACACUGAAAGCUACAAACGACAAAUCACUGCCGUCGAUGAUGGAGAUAUAAAUUACCAUGGCGAUAAUGAAGAAGAAGAAGAUGAUGAUGGUGGUGGUAAGAUCAACGGUAGAACAAGCGAUAAUAGGGCGAGUCAUGAUGAUGAAAAAUAUGGUGGCGGAAAUAUCACUUGCAAGGAUGGUUGUGGUGAAAUCAAUUUUGGUAAUAAUAAAAAUGUUGAAGGAAAUAAUAAUAAUAACAACAACAAUAAUAAUAAUAAUGUGAUCGAUCGCGAGGACGUUAAAGUCAUCUCCAAUGAUAACAAUACAACAAAGAUGAGUAGAAUCCCCAAUAAUAAUAAUAAUAAUAACGACAAUAAAACUAACAACAAUAAUAGAUAUAGAAAUAGAAAUGGCCAUAACAAGGGUGGACAUGACAAACGCUUGUCGAAAGUCAUCGAGUCGAUCACAGGCAUCGGCUCGGCCGAGGAGGACGAUGACGAUGACGAGGCCGAUAACAACACCACUGCCAAGGCAAAUAACGCUAAAAUGUCCCGCGCCCAGACCAAGUAA